AAUUGCCGAGCUCACAGACCACAGGACUGCUAUCCUGCUCAUGUUCUUCUAGGUGACUCUGGUGCCAGCUGGUGGAGCAGUGUGGUGAUGGCGUCACUUCAAGACAGGCUGUCCACUGAUCAGGACCUGCUGCUGAUGCAAGAAGGCAUGAUGAUGCGCAAGGUGAGGUCCAAAAACUGGAAGAAGCUAAGACACUUCAGACUUCAGAACGAUGGCAUGACAGUCUGGCAUGCGCGGCAGGCGGGCAGAGCCAAGCCCACCUUCUCAAUCUCUGAUGUGGAGAGAAUACGUUUGGGUCAUGAUUCUGAGUUGCUGCGCAACCUGGCAGAAGAGUUCCUGGAGCAAGGCUUCACUAUUGUCUUCCAUGGCCGCCGCCCUAACCUCGACUUGAUAGCCAACAGUGUUGAGGAAGCCCAGAGCUGGAUGCAAGGACUUCAACUGUUGGUAGACUUUGUCACCAACAUGGACCAACAGGAGCGACUGGACCAAUGGCUGAGGGAUUGGUUUCAGCGUGGCGACAAAAAUCAGGAUGGUCGGAUGAGUUUCCAAGAAGUUCAGCGGCUGCUGCAUCUGAUGAACGUGGAAAUGGAUCGAGAGUAUGCCCUUAGUCUCUUUCAGGCAGCAGAUGUGUCUCAGUCUGAUACCCUGGAAGGAGAAGAAUUUGUGCAGUUCUAUAAGGCAUUGACUAAGCGUACAGAAGUGCAAGAACUGUUUAAAACUUUAUCUGAUGGGCAGAAGCUGACCCUGCUGGAAUUUGUGGAUUUCCUUCGAGAAGAGCAGAAGAGACAGACCGGGGCUCCUGUUGCUCUGGAACUCAUCAACCGCUAUGAGCCAUCAGACAGUGGCAGACUGCGGCACGUGCUGAGCGUGGAUGGCUUCCUCAGCUACCUCUGCUCAAAGGAUGGAAGCAUCUUCAACCCAGCUUGCCUUCCCAUCUACCAAGAUAUGACACAACCUAUGAACCACUACUUCAUUAACUCUUCUCACAACACAUACCUCGUGGCGGAUCAGCUUUGUGGCCAGAGCAGCAUCGAGGGAUACAUACGGGCCUUGAAGCGGGGGUGCCGCUGCGUGGAGGUGGAUGUAUGGGAUGGACCUAGCGGGGAACCUGUUGUUUACCACGGCCACACCCUGACUUCCCGCAUCCUGUUCAAAGAUGUCUUGGCCACAGUAGCACAGUAUGCUUUCCAGACAUCAGACUACCCACUCAUCUUGUCCCUGGAGAACCACUGCACCUGGGAGCAACAGGAGACCAUGGCGCGGUAUCUGACUGAGAUCCUGGGGGAGCAGCUGCUGAGCACCACUGUUAAUGGCAUGCCCUUGAAUCAGCUGCCCUCGCCCGAGCAGCUUCGAGGGAAGAUCUUGUUGAAGGGAAAGAAGUUAACAACACUUGAGGAGGAUAUUGAGGAAGAAGAGAAUGAGGAGCUACAACCUGAGCUGGAGAGAGAACAGGGGUCAGAGGUGGAGCUAGACCCCUUCUUGGAGCCUGAGCCUGAGCCUGAGCUUGAGCCUGGGCACGAGCCUGAGCCUGAGUCUGAGCCCCAGGAACCAAGUUCUCGGAGUAAGGACAAACAAGAGAAGAUAGCCAAGCCUAUCUUGUGUCCAGCCCUCUCUGCCCUGGUUGUCUACUUGAAGUCUGUCUCAUUCUACAGCUUCACUCAUUCAAAGGAACACUACCAUUUCUAUGAGAUAUCAUCCUUCUCUGAAGCCAAGGCCAAGAACCUCAUCAAGGAGGCUGGCAACGAGUUUGUGCAGCACAAUGCCUGGCAGUUAAGCCGUGUAUAUCCCAGCGGUCUGAGGACAGACUCAUCCAACUACAACCCCCAGGAACUCUGGAUUGCAGGCUGCCAGAUGGUGGCUAUGAAUAUGCAGACCGCAGGACUUGCAAUGGACAUCUGUGAUGGGCUCUUCCGUCAGAAUGGUGGCUGUGGCUACGUGCUGAAGCCAGACUUCCUGCGUGAUACCCAGAGCUCCUUCCACCCCCACAGGCCCAUCAGUCCUUUCCAGGGCAAGAGACUCUUAGUUCAGGUGAUUAGUGGUCAGCAACUCCCCAAAGUGGACGACACCAAAGAGAGGUCCAUUGUGGAUCCACUGGUGAAAGUGGAGAUCUUUGGCAUUCGUGCAGAUACAACCUGGAAAGAGACCAGCUAUGUGGAGAACAACGGUUUUAAUCCAUACUGGGGGCAGACACUAUGCUUUCAUGUCCUAGUGCCCGAACUUGCUGUGUUGCGUUUUGUGGUAAAGGAUUAUAACUGGAGACCCCGACAUGGCUUUAUUGGUCAGUUCACUCUGCCAUGGACCUGUAUGCAACAAGGUUACCGUCACAUACACCUGCUCUCCAGGGAUGGUAUCAGCCUCCACCCAGCUUCCAUCUUUGUGUACAUCUGCAUCCGGGAAGACCUGGGGCAGGAGAAAUCUUGAGGCUCAGUCCCAUACUCAGAUCUACUAAUCUCUCCCAUCAACUUUGGUGUGAAGGCAGAUUGCAACUAAAAACCCAGAGGGGCUUGGAGCAGAAAAACCUACAGAAGCAUUAUCUCCUUCACCCCUAACUUCCUCAAAACCCAGAGCAAAAAGAAGGAUAAAUCAAGGCUCAAGGCACCACAGGCAAAGGUUGGGGAAGGAUUCCUGACACCAGGACUGUACUAUGAUUCUCCAGAGAACACUGCAUAAGCCUCAGUCCCCACUGGACUGCUCCUCAUUAGCUGGUGUAAAUAGAGCUUUUCUCUUCAAUUUGGCUCCAGUAUGGUCUG
This is a messenger RNA of Castor canadensis (American beaver), 2750 nucleotides long. The record is from RefSeq and is a predicted model, not a curated record. NCBI's taxonomy places the organism in Eukaryota, Metazoa, Chordata, Mammalia, Rodentia, Castoridae.